CGCACCGCCUGAGGCCUGACAGGUCCUCUGCGCCGCCCCCGCUCCCCGCGCGGGUAUAAGGCGCCGCCUGCCCGCUGCUGCGGCUCCAGCCCCGACGCCUGCACCGUCCCCAUGGCCCGGCCCGUGACGCUGGCGGCCGCCACCCUGGCGUGGUGCCUGCUGCUGGCGCCCCCCGGCCUCGCCUGGUACAAGCAGGUGGCGGGGCCCGGCUCCUACUCGGUGGGCCGCGCCGCGGGGCUGCUGUCCGGCCUCCGGGGCUCCCCUUACGCGCGGCGCUCCGAGCCGCCGGUGGGCGCGGGACCCAAGGGCCGGGCCGGGGCCUUCCCAGAGCUGCGCUCCAGCCGGCGGAGCCCCGCCAUUUGCAUCAAGGACGUCACCCCAAACCUACGGAGCUGCGAACGAGUCCCCGACGGCGGCGCCACCUUCCAGUGCCGGGCGGACGUCUCCCUGUCGCUCCGCGCCGCUGACUGUCGCCGCGCCUGAGCCCGCCCGACCCCGCCCGUCCUCGGCCCAGCGCGGGUGCCCUCAGAACCCCCGAGAUGGCGCCCCGUACCGCCCAGCCCCGCUCCGCAGUAGACGGUUAACUGAAUAAAUGACAAGC
Molecule: messenger RNA, 601 nt
Organism: Eptesicus fuscus (big brown bat)
Lineage: Eukaryota; Metazoa; Chordata; Mammalia; Chiroptera; Vespertilionidae
Gene: NPB
Product: neuropeptide B
Exons: 2
Coding region: 112-483 (123 amino acids)
Biological process (GO): feeding behavior; G protein-coupled receptor signaling pathway
Molecular function (GO): G protein-coupled receptor binding
Source: RefSeq, a predicted model, not a curated record